This is a messenger RNA of Penaeus vannamei (Pacific white shrimp), 2170 nucleotides long. It is a transcript of the gene alien, whose product is annotated as COP9 signalosome complex subunit 2 alien. NCBI's taxonomy places the organism in Eukaryota, Metazoa, Arthropoda, Malacostraca, Decapoda, Penaeidae. Gene Ontology annotation, cellular component: COP9 signalosome. The record is from RefSeq and is a predicted model, not a curated record. Gene Ontology annotation, molecular function: protein binding. Gene Ontology annotation, biological process: protein deneddylation.
GACUUAAAAGAGAGAAUGAAUAAAAAACUCGUAAAAUCCCAAGCCAAAAAAGAGACCGCGAGGUUUUAGUAGUUUAUCCGACCAAACUCACCAUCAUGUCGGACGCCGAAGAUGAUUUUAUGUGCGAUGACGAAGAAGAAUACGACCUGGAAUAUUCUGAGGACAGCAACAGCGAGCCAGAUGUCGACCUUGAAAACCAGUACUACAAUAGCAAAGCACUGAAGGAAGAUGACCCAAGGGCAGCCCUCACCUCUUUCCAGCGCGUCCUGGACCUGGAAGCGGGCGACAAGGGGGAGUGGGGCUUCAAGGCACUCAAGCAGAUGAUCAAGAUUAACUUCAGACUGGGCAACUACGAGGAGAUGAUGACACGUUACAAGCAGCUUUUAACUUACAUUAAAUCUGCUGUUACUCGCAACUACAGUGAAAAGUCCAUCAACUCUAUCCUAGAUUAUAUAUCAACAUCAAAAAAUAUGGAAUUAUUGCAAGAUUUCUAUGAAACAACCCUAGAAGCCUUGAAAGAUGCCAAAAAUGAUCGCUUGUGGUUUAAAACAAAUACAAAAUUGGGGAAGCUCUACUUCGACCGGGAAGACUACACUCGGUUGUCAAAGAUCUUGAAGCAGCUUCACCAGUCUUGCCAGACAGAUGAGGGUGAGGAUGACCUGAAGAAGGGGACACAGCUCUUGGAGAUUUAUGCUUUAGAGAUCCAGAUGUAUACUGCUCAAAAGAAUAACAAGAAGCUGAAGGCUUUGUACGAGCAGUCGCUUCACAUUAAAUCAGCAAUUCCCCAUCCACUUAUUAUGGGAGUGAUAAGAGAAUGUGGCGGAAAAAUGCAUCUGCGUGAGGGAGAAUUUGAAAAGGCCCACACAGACUUUUUUGAAGCAUUUAAAAACUAUGAUGAAUCUGGUAGCCCAAGAAGAACAACCUGUCUUAAGUACCUUGUUUUGGCAAACAUGUUAAUGAAAUCAGGUAUUAACCCCUUUGAUUCCCAAGAAGCAAAGCCUUACAAGAAUGACCCCGAGAUUUUAGCAAUGACCAACUUGGUGGCAGCGUACCAAAAUGACGAUAUCAAUGAAUUUGAGACAAUCCUAAAGCAAAACCGAACCAAUAUCAUGGAUGAUCCUUUUAUCCGGGAACACAUUGAAGAUCUGCUGAGAAACAUCCGAACCCAAGUGCUCAUAAAACUUAUUAAGCCAUACACAAGAAUUCAUAUACCUUUUAUCUCUAAUGAACUCAACAUAGAUGCAACAGAUGUGGAAGCUCUCUUAGUGCAGUGUAUAUUGGACAACACCAUUGAUGGACGUAUAGACCAGGUGAACCAGGUGUUGGAACUGACUCGAGGAGCGGAGGGUGCUGCUCGCUACACAGCCCUUGACCGGUGGACAAACCAACUCCAGUAUCUGCAGUUUGUUAUUGUAACCAAAAUGAACUAAGUUAAAUAAAACUGUACCACUGUGGAAAGCAGAGGUCGCAAAAAAACUAGUUUACUCUGAAGGAUAAGGAUGCCCGUGGAAGAGAUUUAGUUCUCAGUCUAGAAAGUAUGUACAAAUAUGUAUGAAAUGAGAGAAUCUGUUCAGAGAAUGUUCAUAUAUGAACUAAUCAAAGAAAUGGUAAAAAGAAAAUGAAUGAGAACUUGCACAUAAAGACAGAGGAUAUUUGGAACUGGAAAGUUCAUUAAUGAUUGCCUGAAAAUGUUUGUCCAACCACAUAAGACUUUGGAUCAUGGGGUUUCCUUCAAUUUUGCAAAUUGUUCAUAUAACAGUUUUGAGUUUUAACACUACAUACACUUUGCUGAUUUUACCCUUGCCAGGCAAAUGGAGAUACAGUUCCUCUCUUUAGAUUAAAGAAAAACCGAAAGAUGUUAUGUACCAUAUGACAUUUUCUAAUAAAAAGAAAAGAAUUAGAAAAGGUACUGUAAAAGUUCAUGAUCAUCUUUUAGUGUUGCCUCUCGUGUAAAUAGAUUUACAAAUUCAGUACUCUUUGAGUUUCAUGAUUUAUUUGCUAAAUAAAAAUCUUAGGCUGUUUCUGAUAUUUUGUACAUAUUUUUUUGUUAUAUAUGAAGACCAAAUUUCCUCAAAAAUGCAAAAUGUUUGAAAAGCUAUAUUCACAGAGAGCAAUAUAUACCUUUUUACCUGUAUUUUCUUUGAGUUUUGAAUUACACUAAAAAUGUUAA